CACACCCCGGCGCCUCAUUGGCCCGCGCGCGGAGGCCCCGCCCAGAGCUGCUAUAAGGGCUGCGGGGCUGACUCCGGUGGAGGCGCCAGGGACACCCGCGGGGUCUGCUCUGUACCCAGGGACCGGAUUCUGCGGCCGCUGCCUCCACCUCCGCAAGAGGAGCUCGUGUGUAGGUCUGUCCCCGGUGGAAUGGACCAGAGAGGUGAAGAGGCCAGUCCAGCGCCACACCGCAGUGUGUCCAAUGAUGAGACAGCUCAGGACCCUGGAUCCGGCCUGAGGGAGCCGGACCAGCAGAACGUGGUGAAGCGUGUGGUAGCCUUGCCCCUCGUCAGGGCCACGUGCACCGCCGUGUCUGGUGCUUACCAUGCCGCCAAGGACAAGCACCCGCUGCUGGGCUCGGCCUGUCGCCUCGCUGAGAACUGUGUGUGCAGUGUGACCACCCGUGCCCUGGACCACGCGCAGCCGCUGCUGGAGCAUCUGCAGCCUCAGUUGGCCACGGUGAACAAUCUUGCCUGCAGGGGACUGGACAAACUGGAAGAGAAGCUGCCGUUCCUGCAGCAGCCGUCAGACAGGGUGGUGACCUCAGCCAAGGAUGUUGUGGCCAACAGCGUCACAGGUGUGGUGGGCCUGGCACAGCGGGGCAGGCGUUGGAGCGGAGAGCUGAGGCGCUCCAUGAGCCAGGCCAUGGACAUGGUUCUGGGCAAAUCGGAGGAGCUGGUGGACCACUUCCUGCCCAUGACUGAGGAUGAGCUAGCGGCCCUGGCAGCAGAGGCUGAGGGCCCAGAAGUGGGCUCUGUGGAGGAGCAGAGGCGGCAACAGGGCUACUUUGUGCGUCUGGGAUCCCUGUCGGCACGCCUCCGCCAUCUGGCCUAUGAACACUCUUUGGGGAAACUGAGGCAGAGCAAACACCGCACCCAGGACACGCUGGCCCAGCUGCAGGAGACCCUGGAGCUGAUUCACCGUAUGCAGAGCGGGGUGAGCCCCACCCCCACUCCCCAUCCCCCAAAGGUGCAGGAGCUGUGGGAGGACUGGAGUCCAUGGCCAGAGAAUGGGCGCCGCCACAGCCAGGCGGAGCUGGAGACCCUAGCCCUGUCUCGCAGCCUGACCCUGGAGCUGCAGAGCGCUGUGGACGCGCUGGCAGGCUGUGUGCGGGGCCUGCCGCCCGGUGCCCGGGACAAGGUGGCUGAGGUGCAGCGCAGCGUGGACGCCCUGCAGGCUGCCUUCGCCGACGCCCGCUGCCUGCGGGACGUGGCGCCCGCCGCUCUGGCCGAGGGCCGGGGCCGUGUGGCCCGUGCACACGCCUGCGUGGACGAGCUGCUGGACUUGGUCCUGCGGGCGGUGCCCCUGCCCUGGCUCGUGGGUCCUUUUGCCCCAAUCCUGGUGGAGCGGCCGGAGCCCCUGGCCGACUUGGCUGCCUGCGUGGACGAGGUGGUGGGCGCCCCCGAUCCGCGCUGGGCGCACAUGGACUGGCCGGCCCAACAGAGGGCCUGGGAGGCCGAGCACGCAGACCCGCCGGUACCGGCCGAGCCCCGGAGCAGCCCAGCUAAACACAGGCUGAUGCCGGAGCUGGACUUCUGACCACCCGGGGCCCUGCUGCCCCCUGGUGGUCACAUGAUCGCACUCACCCCAGCGGGCUGUGGACCCCACGCAAGCUACUCUUUCCUGUGAUCCUGUCCCCACCUCCAAA
Molecule: messenger RNA, 1687 nt
Organism: Peromyscus eremicus (cactus mouse)
Lineage: Eukaryota; Metazoa; Chordata; Mammalia; Rodentia; Cricetidae
Gene: Plin5
Product: perilipin 5
Exons: 9
Coding region: 190-1578 (462 amino acids)
Biological process (GO): positive regulation of triglyceride storage; lipid storage
Cellular component (GO): cytosol; lipid droplet
Source: RefSeq, a predicted model, not a curated record